Messenger RNA from Symbiodinium sp. CCMP2456, 211 nucleotides. NCBI's taxonomy places the organism in Eukaryota, Dinophyceae, Suessiales, Symbiodiniaceae. The record is from the annotation of a GenBank genome assembly.
GUGCACAUGGUGGCAGACUACUUUGGUCUCCACAGGAAUGUGGACAAGGAGGAGGGCGAGGAGAAGAAGGCCACCAUGACCUUGCUCAAGGUGCCGGAGACGCGUAUCCCUGCCCGUACGCUGUCCGUCAUUUGCGCGGAGCUGGACGACGAGGACAGGCAGCCAGUUCAGUUGCAGAGGAAGGCAGCAGAAAGUGGAGGUGGCGACGACG